GAAUUUCGAUCUUCUGCCCCCCACCCAUUUUCUCUCAUGGAAGAAGAAUUAGAAUUCCUCGAAUCAGAGGUCAUUUUCCAAGAAAAUGUCCUCAACGAAGAGGGUGUCAUUUUCCCAGGUAAUUUUAAAUCCCAGAAUUCAAGAAGUAAGAAGCCGAGGAGGAGGAGGAGGAAGAAGAAGAAGAGUUCCAUUCCCAUCAAUGUCCCGGAAAACGUCUCCGGGAAUCCGUGGAUUCAGGCCGUGGAAACCGAUUUCUUCGACGACGACGACGAGGGGGAACAGUUCGUCCCGCCUCAUGUGAUUCUGGGUCGCCGGAUUUCCGACGGGAAAAUGGCGUUUUCGGUGUGUACCGGAAACGGGAGGACUCUCAAGGGAAGGGAUUUGAGCCAAGUCCGGAAUUCAAUUCUCCGAAUGACCGGUUUCUUGGAAACGUGACUUCCACGCUAUUUUUUACGUAAUAUUGGAUUAGCUUAGACUAGCACGAAAAGGAAAGGAAAGGAAAGGAAAGGAAAGGAAAAGGAAA
Molecule: messenger RNA, 523 nt
Organism: Rhododendron vialii
Lineage: Eukaryota; Viridiplantae; Streptophyta; Magnoliopsida; Ericales; Ericaceae
Product: protein S40-1-like
Exons: 1
Coding region: 37-435 (132 amino acids)
Source: RefSeq, a predicted model, not a curated record